AACUUUAGCUUCGCUGACGUCAUUUCCGCAGAGGAAGUAAAAAUACGGAAGUGUAUUGCGAUAUCGCGACGUUCGAGAACCAGUGGGUAAAAUGGAAAAAGGCCUAGAAAAACACAUGGAUGAAACGUUUAAGCUGCCUGGUGUGGCUGCAGUGCUGUGCACAGAUGGACACGGGCUUUGUCUGGGCGCUAAGGGCAGUGCACCCAAGCAUUCAUCAGGGCCCAUUGCUACACUGGCGGCCAUGGCGGGUGACCUAGGUCCUUCCGGCGCAGCCAGUCCCGUGGUGUGCAUCGAGUCUGAAGCAGGGAGUGUCCUCAUCAAGAGCUGUGACAAUCUGACAGUUGCGGUAUUCAAGGCCACGUGAUGUCAUGCCGGCACUCUGAACUCAAUCAUGUUUAUUCAACAAAUCAUUUUGUAAUGUCGGCAAUGUCAGCUGUCUGUGUAUAUAGUGCCAGUGAGCCCACAUGGUCUCCUGAAAUAAACGAAUGACCCUCCA
Messenger RNA from Haliotis rufescens (red abalone), 496 nucleotides. RefSeq names its product ragulator complex protein LAMTOR5-like. The transcript has 4 exons. NCBI's taxonomy places the organism in Eukaryota, Metazoa, Mollusca, Gastropoda, Lepetellida, Haliotidae. Gene Ontology annotation, cellular component: cytoplasm; Ragulator complex; lysosome. The record is from RefSeq and is a predicted model, not a curated record. Gene Ontology annotation, molecular function: guanyl-nucleotide exchange factor activity. Bases 92 to 364 code for a protein of 90 amino acids. Gene Ontology annotation, biological process: positive regulation of TORC1 signaling; cellular response to amino acid stimulus.